Messenger RNA from Chroicocephalus ridibundus (black-headed gull), 4691 nucleotides. RefSeq names its product ERCC excision repair 6 like, spindle assembly checkpoint helicase (gene ERCC6L). NCBI's taxonomy places the organism in Eukaryota, Metazoa, Chordata, Aves, Charadriiformes, Laridae. The record is from RefSeq and is a predicted model, not a curated record. Gene Ontology annotation, molecular function: ATP-dependent chromatin remodeler activity; ATP binding; DNA translocase activity.
AUCCUGGCCGACGACAUGGGCUUGGGCAAGACCGUGCAGGUCAUUGCCUUCCUCUCGGGCAUGUUUGACAGCGAGCUCCUGCGGCAUGUCCUGCUGGUGGUGCCCACCACCCUGGUCAGCACCUGGCUGGCCGAGUUCGCUCGCUGGACCCCCGGCGUGCGCGUCAAGGAGUUCUAUGGCAGCAGCAAGACGGAGCGCACCAGGAACCUGGAGAAGGUCCGGAGGAAGAACGGCGUCGUCAUCACGACCUACCAGAUGCUCAUUAACAACUGGAAGCAGCUUGCCAGCAGCAACGAGCAGGAGUUUGUCUGGGACUACAUCAUUCUUGACGAAGCGCAUAAAAUCAAGUGCCCCUCUACCAAAACGACCAAGAGUGUAUAUACGAUUCCUGCAAAGCAUCGCCUCCUCCUCACGGGCACCCCAGUGCAGAACAACCUGCGGGAAAUGUGGUCCUUGUUUGACUUUGCCUGCCAGGGCGCUCUCCUGGGAACGGCCAAAACUUUUAGAAUGGAAUAUGAGAAUCCUAUUACUAGGGCAAGGGAGAAGGAUGCAACUCUAGGCGAGAAAGCACUGGGGCUAAAGAUAUCCGAGAAUCUAAUGACAAUUAUAAAGCCGUACUUCCUCAGAAGAACCAAAGAAGAUAUCAAAAACAAGCCUGACAAACCAGAUGCUCCUCUUCCUGAGGAUCCAAGUGAGAAUUGUGCUCCUGCCAUGCCAUGUCUCACUAGGAAAAAUGACUUUGUUGUGUGGGUGUACUUGGCGCCAGUGCAGGAAGAAAUCUACAGGAACUUUCUCUCUCUGGAUCAUGUGAAAGAAGUGCUGCUGACAACCCGAUCGCCUCUGGCUGAGCUGACUGUCUUGAAGAAGCUGUGUGACCACCCCAGGAUUCUGUCUGCAAGAGCAUGUGUCCAGCUGGGCUUGGAAGAACAGGAGUACUCUGAGGAGGAUCACGGGAGUGAAGCAGGUACGCUUUCAGGCGCUAGUAAAAUAGACCAUCUCUCUGAUAAGACUCUGAUUCAGGAGUCUGGAAAAAUGCUGUUCCUUGUAGGACUUCUAGAAAGACUGCGAGAGGAGGGACACCAAACCCUGGUAUUCUCACAGUCGAGGAAGAUGUUGGAUAUCAUAGAGCACGUCUUGUCUUGCAGACAAUUCAAGAUCAUGCGUAUUGACGGGACGGUAACCCACCUAACAGAACGGGAGAAGCGCGUGAACGCCUUUCAGAGGAACAAGCACUACUCUGUCUUCCUGCUCACUACGCAAGUUGGUGGCGUUGGUUUGACCUUAACAGCAGCUAGCCGAGUGGUGAUCUUUGACCCCAGCUGGAAUCCAGCUACAGAUGCUCAGGCUGUAGACAGAGCUUAUAGAAUCGGGCAAAAAGAGAACGUAGUAAUUUAUAGACUGAUUACCUGCGGUACAGUGGAAGAGAAAAUAUACAGGAGACAAGUAUUUAAGGAUUCAUUAAUAAGACAGACUACCGGUGACAAGAAGAACCCGUUUAGAUAUUUCUCCAAACAGGAACUAAGGGAGCUCUUCACAUUAGAAGAUACUCGAACAUCUGCAACUCAGAUCCAGCUGCAGUCUUUGCACGCCACCCAAAGAAAGACUGACCUGCAGCUGGACGAACACAUCGCCUAUUUGCACUCUCUGGAAAUGUUUGGCAUUUCUGAUCAUGACUUGAUGUAUACGAGGGAAAUAGCUCAUGAGGAGCAGGCGGAGAGUCAAGAGGCCCAGCAGUACAUCCAGCAGAGGGUACGGAAAGCCCACGAGCUGGUUCAGUUAGAGUCGCAGCUCAGAGACCAGAGGAUGGCGGGGAUCAGAAAUGCUUGUGAAGAGACGUGGCAAAGACCACCCGAAUUGGUUCCCCAGCCAAAGAAGUUGUCUCCAGGGCUGAACAACAUGGAUCGCUUUGUGUCACCACCAGUAGCUGAUAAACGUGAAAAUACCCAAGUUAUUGACCUCACAGAGGACCAGAAGGUCCAGGUUCUUAAUGUCAGCUCCAAAAUGACAAGUCUGACUAUCGGUGACUUGGACAAAGAGGAACUGGCACAAGAGGUCUCCAGUAUGGAUACAGAGCUGCUCAAUACCAGCAAGACAGUGAAACAAUCAGAUACAGAAGAAUCUGAGCAAAAUCUUGAAUCAAGCAUUAUACCAUCAUCACCUGGACUUUAUCCACUUGGUAAAGAGAGUGAAAGUCUCGAACAGAAACAGUGUUCCCAUGUAAGUUCAGAUAGCUUGACUGAGGCAGGGAAUGGCCUGUCUGGGCAUCGUCAGCAUUCCUUUAAUGAGUCUGGUAUCGAUGAUGAUUCCAAAAGGUUAAGAGAUGCAGAAAUGUCAGAUCAGGUACUUGACCCACAUACUGCCUUGGGGACAGAUAAUGACGUUCCUGAGCUAGCUUUGGCUGCCACGGUGCCAAAUUUAUCAAACAUUACACCAGAAAUCCAUGGUAGGCUCCAGAAAUCUCACGUGUUGGAAGCCAGCUUGGAGGAUAUGUCUGUGCCUUCUCUCCAGGAUCAAGUUGACUUCAAUCUGGUCCUGGAAGAGUCUGAAGAAGGAUGGCAGGAUGCCUCAAAUGGGGAAAGAUCACCGGAGCACCCAGAAAAGGAGGGCUUCCAGCUAGAAGCAGAAAGCUUUUGUAAGUCUCCAACAAAAAAAUCUCCAACUAAACCUUGUCUAAGCGAGCACAGUAACUGUGGAAAACCCUGUCACACAGCUGAAGAAGAGCCAUGUAACUCCCUGCAAGAGAGUGAAGCAUCAGAGGAAAGCAGUGGUGUCUUUGAUUUUGGUAGAAAGAAAAACGUAAGAAGGAUAGUUUCAGACAGUGAGGAUGAAGACCAUUCCAUCAUGAUUUUGGAGGAAAACCAGUCUGAAAAAAGGCCCUCUUCCCUAAACAGCCCUCUGCAUCAAUUUCUGGAAGGAUUUAGCGCAUCCACUCCUAAAUGUGAGAGAAGUGUAGCAACAACCAUCUUUUCUCCCCAACUAACUAACACUAGUAACAGGUCUACUGCUUCCAGGCGAUCUCUAAUCAACAAGGUUGUAGACGAGGUUGAGGAUAUUGGAGAAAUCAUGGGAAGCACUGGUGAUGAUGAAGAUGAUGAUGACAGCAAUGAGGAACAGGAUGACCUUGUGGAAGAAGAAGCUGAGGAGUGCAGCGGGGAGUCUGCUGAGCCUGAAGAAGAACCUGCUGGAGAAACACUUGAUACAGAUGAAGAAUCCUUCCAUCUGGAGAGUAUGGCCUCUGAGCAGUCGGAAGCAGAUGAACAGGAGGAAUCCAGUGGUGAUGCUGAGCUUCCAUCAGGUGAGCAAAUAGACUACUUCACCCAGGAAGGCGCCUCUGAAAAAGAGGUUGGUCAGAGUUCCUCUGCUGCUGUAAGCGAUUACAAUACGUUGGUGGGCAGAGGGAAGAAACUUAAGGAUGAUGGAAAGCUACAGGAGGCGUUGAACUGUUUCCUGCAAGCUCUUGACAUAAAACAUGGAGAUCCUGAAGUCAUGCUUAUGACUUUAAACUUAUAUAGAGAGCUAGCCCAGAAAUGAAAUAUGUGUACCUUUAUUAAGAGCAGUCUUACUUUUUCUCAUUAAAUGUUUGUCUGAACUACAUCACUGUAACUUUUUGACCUAGCUUAAGGCUGACGGAUACAAUAUACACUUCUUUCAGGGUGACUGAGCAAAUUCAGCAUCUCCUCCUGCGUGAGGGAACAGUCUGAGAAUCUAGUUGUCAGGUGGUGGGGAAGGGACCUCACUGUGGACUCAGUUCACAAAGAUGGAAACAGUUCAUGCUGCUGUUUGAUUUGUUAAUAAAAAAAGUUGUGUUUAUGUCUAACCCCCUCUCCAAGCUUGCAGCCCUGGCUUCAUCUUUCUGCUCUUUGGAUCCUGUGGCUGCCUCUCCCCUGAGAGGACGCUGAGGGUGCGCUUCCAGGGCAGCUUCACGCAGUCUAAGCUCAAGCUGCUGUAGUUCCUCCCUCCUUGCCUUGAAAUAAGCUGAUGUGGCUCCUGAAUGUCACCCACCCUUUGGGUGAGCCGCAGGUGGGUGCAAAGGAGAGAGCAGAACUACUGCAACCUGGUUUUAAGUUGGUCUGAGAGCGCAUUUGCUGUGGAGAAGGGGAGCUCCUCCAAGCAAUGGAGGCCAGCUCACCAUCUGCCCGGGGCCGGGUCCAACACGGAGCGCGGUACUGCAGAAACCCUUCUGCUCCAGCCCCUGCCAGAUGGGGGUUGCUGCAGAAGGGGUGUGCAGGUGUGGGGCUGUGGAGGAGCGUAACAGCAAUUAGACCUUGACUGUGUCAAGGGGCUGAACACCUCAAACUUUUUGAUAUCACUGGAGGAAUCAAGGGCUUCAAAGGAGUCUCUAACCUGACUUUGUGGCCGCUCCCCCUUUAUUUCCAGUAGGUUGACCCCAGCUGGAUGCCCGGUGCCCACCAAAGCUGCUCGAUCACUCCCCUGCUCAGCUGGAGAAGGGAGAGAAAAUACAACAAAAGGCUCCAGAUUUGAGAUAAGGAUGGAGCGAUCACUCAGCAGUUACAGUCAUGGUCAAAACAGACUUGAGGCUUGGGGAAAAAUUAAUUUAAUUUAUUACCAAUCAAAUCAGAGGAGGAUAAUGAGAAAUAAAACCUAAAUCUUAAAACACCUUCCCCCCACUCCUCCUUUCUUCCUGGGCUCAACUUCACUCCCAAUUUUCCUUACCUCCUCCCCCCAAGCCA